Argentina anserina (silverweed cinquefoil) is the source of this 2444-nucleotide messenger RNA. Its product is annotated as mitochondrial outer membrane protein porin 2-like. Bases 1405 to 2238 code for a protein of 277 amino acids. NCBI's taxonomy places the organism in Eukaryota, Viridiplantae, Streptophyta, Magnoliopsida, Rosales, Rosaceae. Gene Ontology annotation, biological process: monoatomic anion transmembrane transport. Gene Ontology annotation, molecular function: voltage-gated monoatomic anion channel activity. The transcript is spliced from 6 exons. The record is from RefSeq and is a predicted model, not a curated record. Gene Ontology annotation, cellular component: mitochondrial outer membrane.
AUGAGUAUAUAUAUAUAUAUAUAUAUAUAUAUAUAUAUGCUCAAGUCACUAAAUUAUGAUAAAUUUAUGGAUGAAAUUAAUGAAGUAGAGUUAAUAAGAUUCAAGUUUAGUUAAAAAUUUCAAAUUCAAAUAAAAAGAUGCUAAAAAGACACUAAAGGGAAAAUUAGACUUUAUAAAAAUAUUAAUUAUAAAUAUAUAAUUUAUAUGGAAGGUGUAAAAUAUGAAUUGAGUGUAAAUUAAAGGUGUGGGUUUAUCUUAAAAUGGGUCUCCUACUUUGGGAGUUUCUCUAUUUUUCUCAAAGAAGGAAAGAAAAAUUCAAUGAUGAAACCAGUUUCCAAAAAAUGAGUUGAAUUUUGCCUAAAAUAUCAGCAAACAUAUUUGGAUUCAACCAAGAACAAAAAUUCUCUAUAGAUACUUUAGUUCUAAUGUUACAAUCAAGUGCUGAAAGGAGAAAAUUAAGAAAGAAAGUGGCCCAUAAUAUCUUAUGGGUUUUGAUUGUGACUUCCAAGUUAAAUUAUUAGCAUUAUCCUUGUAAGAAGGAAGUGCUAUUGUUGAUAUAGAUGGACUGAAAGCAGGAACAACAAGGUGAUGUAAUGACAAUACACUAUUACAGGCUCAAUGUGCUAACAAUGAGAAGUCACUGAUAGGCUGCAGUUCCCCAUUUCUAUUGUUUUGGGGAGCAAGUUUUGUUCUGUAUAUAUGUUUGUUUCCAUUCCUCUGUAUAUGUAUGUCAACAACUAUGAAAUCCAAAUUAAAGGAGGUUCCAGAGUGAACUUUUAUAUGUGCGACUUUAAGGAAACAACAAUGGACCCUUGCAAAUCAGAAUGCUUUGCUGCAUUUAGACAGACUUCUAAUUGGAACCCCUUAUGUUAAACCCUUCCAAACCAUUGCUAUUUGCUACUCAAUUUCAUAGGGACCAGUUGAAAACAUAAUGUGUUUUCAAAACACGUUGAAUACACACCAAAGGCACAGUAGAGCUAGUUUGCUUUCUGCUCGAGCAACUGGUUUUUAGUUCAUUCAGCAAAACAAAAAACAGAAUAAUCCUUAGUCUGUAUUCUCUUUAGCGAGAAAAUCAUGCAGGUUGAACAACAAGCUCUCGUAGCUCAGUUGGUUAGAGCACCCGUUUAGUAAGCGGGAGGUCUUGAGUUCGACUCUCAACGAGAGCAGAGUUUUAUUAAAAUAUUCGCGAGUUUUCUUUUCCCCUCCUGCAAGGUCAGAUGAUGUCGUAUAGCGCAAACCCCAAGACUUUUUUUUUUGAAUGGAGAAACCCCAUUACCCCAAGAAUCUAGAAUACCAGGGUUUUAUAUAAACCCCAACUCCCCCUCUCCCUCUUUGUGUCCCAAAAUCUGAUAAACCCUAAACCCCCGAGUUCUUUUUUCAUCUCCUUAGCUCUCUCGUUUCGCUAUGUCGACCAAAGGCCCUGCUCUCUUCUCUGACAUUGGCAAAAGAGCCAGAGAUUUGCUCAACAAGGAUUACAGCUCUGAUCAGAAGAUCAUUAUCACCACUAACAGUGAAACUGGCCUUGCUAUCAGCUCCUGUUUGGCCAAUAAAGGGGGUCUCUCUCUCGGGAAUGUAGCAGCUCAGUACAAAUACCAGAAUGCUGUGGUUGAUUUCAAAGUUGAUACAGAUUCAAAUGUCUCAACAAAGCUUAGUGUCACAGACAUCCUGCCUUCAACAAAAGCCACUGCUUCAAUCAAAUUACCUGACUGCAAAUCUGGCAAGUUGGAAGCACAAUAUCUUCAUGAACAUGCAGCUUUCACAACGGCCGUUGGUUUGAACAAGUCCCCUGCCAUUGACUUUUCAGCUACCAUCGGUACGCCUGCCAUUGCUUUUGGAGCUGAAGGUUGUUACUCAACAGUUUCCAGAAAUUUCACUAAAUAUACUGCUGGUGUCAGCUUGUCAAAGCCAGAUUCCUCCGCAUCAGUAAUUCUGGCUGACAAAGGAGACUCGCUUUCGGCAUCAUACCUUCAUCAUCUAAGCAAGCUGAAUGGGGGUGCUGUUGUGGGAGAGGUAAGUAGAAGAUUCUCGACAAAUGAGAACACACUUACAGUCGGAGGCUCGUUUGUGGUUGAUCCUCAGACUACAGUGAAGGCAAGGCUUAACAACCACGGCAACCUUUCAGCUCUUUUGCAGCACGAGAUUAGUCCCAAAUCUACCUUCACACUCUCUGGUGCUUUAGAGACCAAGACAUUACAAAAGGAGCCGAAGUUUGGUUUGGCACUCUCCCUCAAGCCUUGAGAAGAUAUUUUGACAUUUAAGAUAGAUUAUUCAAUUGGUUAGCUCCACACAAAUUGUGAGUUUUCUGGUGUGGUUCGAAUAGAAACCUAUAUAUUAGUUUUUAUGUAGGCUAUGUCCUGGUUGUCAUAGAACUAUGUUAAGCAGUUUGGUAUUGAUAAUGAACCUUUCAUAUUGUUAAAUGUUAUUCAUCCCCUCGUUAUUCUCUU